Molecule: messenger RNA, 495 nt
Organism: Naegleria fowleri
Lineage: Eukaryota; Heterolobosea; Eutetramitea; Acrasida; Naegleriidae
Exons: 2
Coding region: 1-495 (164 amino acids)
Molecular function (GO): calcium ion binding
Source: RefSeq, a predicted model, not a curated record
AUGACUUCACUCAUUUACUGCACAGACCCUAAAGUUAUUAAAUCAUUAUUCACCAAGUAUGACUCUAAAAAACUAGGACACAUUAGCAUGACAGAUUUAGGACAACUCACCUCCGAUUUGGGUUUCAAUUUUGACCAAGAUGAACUUCUCGCCUUGUCCAUGUAUCUCGACAAAAAUUCAGAUGGGAAUGUCACUCUCGAUGAAUUUCAACAAUAUUGGAUUAAAAUUGCAUCUGCUCAUGAAUUAACAGUCUUGGAGAAGAGAAUGGAGCUAUUGACACAAGCAGCAACCAUGUUUAAAAAGUAUGAUACGAAUGCUAAUCGAGUGUUGUCUUCGGAUGAGUUUGAAAAAUUCUACAAGGAAUUAUAUCAACACCGGAAUGAUGCGUCCAUGCAAGAAGUUCAACAAGCCAUGCAAGGUUUGGAUUUGGAUAAGAAUGGAGUGAUAAGUUUUCAGGAAUUUAUCAUUUGGUUGAAUUGGUUGAAUUUGAAUUAA